Seminavis robusta is the source of this 6666-nucleotide messenger RNA. NCBI's taxonomy places the organism in Eukaryota, Bacillariophyta, Bacillariophyceae, Naviculales, Naviculaceae. The record is from the annotation of a GenBank genome assembly.
AUGGAGACAACCCCCACCUUUCAACCUCGGUCCACCUCCCUGCGAAAGUCCAGCACCCACAAGCAACGGAAACCAUCGCAAUCCCUCAAGGCUCCAAGGGCGCGACAAACGUCCGAAAUUCGAUUCCGGAAGGAUGAUACAACCACAAAGCCAACAAAUAGUACCAGUACCGACAAUAGUGCUGCCAAACAACCACACACCAAUGACGACGACAAGUCAAAGUCCAUGUCCAAAGCAAGCAAUUCCAACAAGGAGCUGAAAGUACACAGUCACCACAGUCACCACCACCACCACCACCACCACAACCCCUCUGGAAAGGAUCACAAGAAAGUGAGUGAUGACCAACGUCCAGGACGACACACUCACGCUCCAGGGGACACCAAGACCAGGGCUGGAAAAAGCAAGCACGCUUUGUCGUCAACAGGAGCGGACGAUGCUUCUGCCCACACGACUCAGACGGGAAACCGAUUCAGUGACAAGUACGAAAUCAGUCAAGAGGACAAUCAUCGAACAUCAAAACACAAAUUCGUCCACAUACACACCUGCGUGCAUCUCAAGACCCAUCAAACUUUCAGCCUCAAAAUUGUCAAUACGCAAAAGCUCAGUCGAUGGAACAAGAAGACGCCAUUGGUCGUACUGCAGGACAAGUCGCUUCAAUUGUGGAAGGAUCUACCAGCCCAUCCUCGCAUUGUCAAGCUACACGAAUGGUACAACGGUGGUCAUCACCACAGCUAUCUCAUCUUGGACAAUGUGCUGUCGAGCAGUUUGACAUUGCAGGAUACGCUGGGAAAAGACAAUGCGGACGUUCAGGAAGGAUUCGUCGUGGCGAUUUUGAAGCAAGUUUUGGAGGCCCUCCAUUUCUUGCAUGAGGAACGCACAAUGAUACAUGGAGACCUCACCCCUGAGCAAGUGGUCCUGCCGAAUUGGCACGCUGGUGACAGCAAGCCUCCUGCCGAUUACUCGGUGGACAGUCAACUCAAGGGAUUGGGAGGAUGCUGCAAAAUCGACGAUCCGAUUUCGAACCACCUUGUCCAGCGAAGAAGCACACAUUACACUCCACCAGAAGUUCUAGUACUGGCAUCAUCGAAAGGGGCAUCGACCAAUGUUAGUGGCCAUCAGCAUACACAACAGCAACAUCCAAAGCGGAAAAAGAAAAAGAGCGCCGCCAGCUCGCAUGUACAGGCAUCCUAUGACAUGUGGGCCGUGGGCGUCUUGGCAUUCGUAUUGAUUGCAGAUCGGCUGCCGCCACAUCCCACUUUGUCUGUAUCAGCCGGCAAUAAUAAUUCAAGUCAAGACUACCAGCGACGAUUGCAGUCUGAUCCAAUUUGGGAAAAUGCUGCUGUGAGUAUGGAAGCCCGAGAUUUUUGCACCCGUUGCUUGCAAUUUGACCCGACAACACGCAUCUCCGCAGCAAAGGCUUUGAAACAUCCAUUCUUAUUGACUGCUGUGUCUGCAAGUUCGUCUUCGGUUAAAGCUUCAUCCACCGUCUCGUUCCGUCAAAUGUAUGCGGUCCGUGGAGGCAAGAAGAAACAAUCUCUGGCCCAGUCAUCGGCGUUGCUCUCGAAUGAAGCAAGAUUGGAACAGGCGGCCACAAUCAUCCUGGACUUUCGACAACGUCUUCAAGAAGAAAAGGGAGCAAUCGAUGCCGCAUUUCGAGCGUUGGACGUGAACGGGGACGGGAAGUUGUCCAAGAAUGAAGUGCUCAAGGGAUUCUCAACCGUGUUCGGGUAUGAUCCAAUGAAGGAUGAAGUGGAUCGAAUAUUUUCCCAAAUGGAUACCGAUUCGAGUGGAUUUGUGGAAUUUGCGGAGUUUGUAGUGGCCUCGCUGCAUGAAAAGGGGAUGUUGGGACAAGACAAUCGAAUCCAAAAGGCAUACCAACGGUUGGACGUGGAAGGCAAUGGCAGUGUCUCUGUGGAAAACCUUGAGCUUGCUUUGGUGGCAGCAGCAUCUUCCUCCUCAUCCCAACAUACAACUCGAAUGACGUCUCCAAGUGAAUCCAUCCACAGAUUACUGCAAAUUGCAGAUCGUGACGGUGACGGCUAUUUGUCCUAUGACGAAUUUGUGGCUCUCAUUAUGGAAUCCACGGAUGACCUGAUGGCAACCGAACAAACCAGAAGGAGCAGUAUUGUCGACGAUAAGACACGACAAAUCGCCCGCAAAAUCAAGAGUGGGAAGUGGUCACGAAUGCGCAACAUCAACUGGCACAGUGAUAGCCACAAAGAGUUUUACAAGCAGUAUCGAGUCAUCGAAAAGCUAAACGUGGGCUCGACGGAUGACGUGCACAACAUCCGAUACAGCACCAGCACCACCAUCACAUCUAACCGGAGCGCGAGCGACGACUGGUUCGCUUGUCGUGAUCGAAAGACAGGAGCGCUGUAUGCGGUUCGAAUCGUCCCCAAGACGUCGCAAUGGAUCGCCCAAGACGAAGAAGUGUUGAAAUGUCGAAGAGAAUUCCACACUCUAUCCCAGCUCUCAACAAACCACAACAUAUUGUUGUCACCGCACGAGCUGCUCAAGGGCAAACAGUACUACUACCAAGUGAUGGAGCAUUGCUACACAGACUUACGUUCAGAGGUGGAGACGUGGGGUGCAUUGGAUGAAUCGGUCGUCAAGCAGGUAAUCAAACAGAUCCUGUCGGCACUUGUCUAUCUUCAUACACCACGAGAAUCGGACCAGGACCAAGCCAUUGGUUCGUUCUGUUGGGUACAUCGGUCUCUCCAACCAGAGUCUAUUUUCCUUCCAACUGUCGGGCACAGAAAAGGCCAUCGUGUCGACGUCCUAGGGUGCAAUCAAGUUAGACUUGGUGGCUUUGCCGCAGCAUCCCGUUGGACUGAAUCUGACGGUGUGGUGGAUGACAAAAGGAUGCAGACAAGCGCCGCCCAUGACACUAGUCUGGACAUGUGGAAUGGUCCAAGGACAUUAUCGCCCAUCGAUGCUGCUUUCGUAGCUCCUGAGGCCACGCAAGACCCCAAAGCCUAUGCCCCAAUUUGCGAUGUCUUUUCCUGCGGAGCCCUGGCCUACUGGAUGCUUACAAAGCGAGUUCUAUUCACCGAACGUGGUCAUGGGUCCGAGCUGGACUGGGAUGGAGUUUCUGGUGUGGGGAAGGAUUUCGUCUCGCAGCUACUUGCUGAACCACAGUUUCGUGUCUCUGCCAAACACGCACUGGAUCAUGCCUGGCUAAGGAGUCCGGACUCGGACUCGUCAGCGACGGUGGAACCUCAGGGCGGGUGGUACGAUUCCUUGGUAGUAUCCCGCUUCAACGGUGCAUCGCACGUUCGACAAUCCAUUGAAUUGAUCGUUGCAGCGCAAGGCUCUAUGAACCAAGCGGUCAAUGUCUUUGCGGAAGCCUUUCAAAGCAUGGGCUUGACAAUGGAUGAUCAGCUGUCCAAGAAGGAUGUACAGCACGGGUUCCAUAGAUUGCUUGGGAAGAAGCUAUCGGGAAGCGACGUCGAUGACAUGUUUCUACGAAUAGACCUUCAAGAGAGCGGAUACAUAGAAUCGCUUGAGUUGCUGGUGGCGUUCGUUAACGAAGCGAUGCACAGCGAUAUCAAAACGCCGUUUCGGGCGCUUGAGGUCAACGGAAAGCACCUCAACUCGGAUCUUUGUGAGAUGCUCACCUAUUACGGGAGUGCAAAACGUGACCAAGGAGUCGUACACAACAUGGCGGCAGUCUUCUGCGAGCAUGGAGACGACCCAGUGACAGUGGAUGAUUUGUUCGGGAUGAUGGUAAAAACAGCCCUCGUGGUCUCCAACAGCGAUGGCUUGAAGGUGCCUGACUCUGUGCGACGUCUCCGAGGGGCAGCCUUGGUCCGUUGUGGUUCUAUGGAAAAGGUGACAUUCAUGGCAACCGCAAUGGAAUUUGGCAAUACGCUUACAGACGAAUACACGAUGGGCACUUACAUCCAACCGGGGCAGUUCUAUUGCCAGAACAAAAUCACUGGCACGAAACACAUUCUGAAAAUUGUGGAUAUUUCCAGUCAAGAAUCCAAGAAUGAGAAGUUCUUGGAAGAGAUUUGCAUGCUCAAUUGCUUGGUUUCGCAACCAAAUUGCGCACUGGUCAACGACAUCUUUGAGGACGCAUUGCACUAUUAUGUCGUUCAAGAACUUUACGGCGAUGGUGGUUCGUUGGUGGAUGAGCUAGAUAUCUUUGGUCACCUGAGUGAGGCAGAUGCCAUCCGCUUUUUGAGGCAGCUUCUGAAAACAACCAGUUGUUUGCACUCGUUGAACAUUGUCCACCGCGAUCUAAAGCCAGAAAUAAUCAUGAUGUCAAAAAAUGCAGACAUCGAUCGCUUCAAGAUUGCCAAUUUCUCAACAGCAACCUUCUAUGAUCCACAGGUCGGGUUGGUCGGGAAAGUUGGGACGCCAGGAUACAUGGCCCCUGAGGUAGCAAAGGAACGAUACGGACCCGCAUGCGACAUCUGGUCCGUUGGAGUCAUCGCAUAUCUAUGCCUGUCAGCCACUACAUCCUUUGACAUGUUCAUCAGGGACGUCAAGCAGUUGGUCAAGACUGGCAAAUUCGUUUUCACUGAUCCAUCCUGGCAGACCGUGGCUGGGCCGGCGAAAGACUUUGUGGCAAGCCUGCUGACCUGGGAUCAAAAGGCUCGACCAACUGCGGAUGAAGCUCUUGUACAUGACUGGCUUCAAUACAGUUACGAAACAGAAGAGGCAACAUCCCAGCACCCUCUUCCUGAAAGCAAAGUGAAUGUUGAUAAGAGAAUGGGACGAGGGGCAAUGACCAUCGUGCGAUGCCUGGUUGCGUUGAAUGUUGAACGCCAAGCACUCGAGGCCGUCUUGCUCCCCUUGGGUUUCAAAUUCGGUAGCAACUUGACACCCGCUGAUGUUAAGAAAGCGUAUAAAGCCCUCUAUUCGAGAGAGAUUGACGAUGCAGCGGUUCAGGACUUGUUUCUACGUGUGGACAUUCACAACGUUGGCACAAUUUUCUACUCUGACUUUUUUGUUUCCGUCGUCAACGAGAAAGAAAUGUUUUUUGAUAACGAGAAACUGGGGAAAGCGUGCGAAGCGUAUGAUGUUGACAAUUCUGGAAACAUAUCUUUACCCCAUCUUACGCAAGCUUUGAGUGCACUCGGUGAUUUUGCGUUGGAAGAUGCCGAUGAACAUGCCAGAACCUUGUUGCUGGAUCGACUUGGGGACACCGCGAACAAGGGAAUUCCGCUUUACGAUUUCUUGACAAUCCUCCUACAAACUGCCGCGUCCGAGGACACUUCAGCCUUGUCGAGUAUUUCCUUCUCAGCCCACACGUUCAUGCGCGAAAAGGCGUCUCAACUAGAUGAAUUGUAUUCUGUUGGUGAUCUCAUCGAUGAUGGCCUGUUUGGCAAAGUAUUUCAGUGCACACACAAGGCAACAGGUGCUACAAGGGCGGUCAAAGUGCGGAAGAAGACUAUUUGGGAUGGCGACUCCCAGCAAAUUCUGAAUGAGGUUGAGAUUUUGAAACGGUUGGAUCAUCCCAACACCCUUUCUGUCCUGGACUUGAUCAUUGAGGAUGGGCACUACUGUAUUGUAACGGAGUACCUUGAUGGUGGCGACCUGUGUACUGAGCUGGAUGAUAAUGGGAGCAUGAACGAGGCGUCCGCGGCUGUCUUGAUGAAACAUCUCUUGGGAGCAGUGCACUAUCUGCAUCAAAAUGCCAUUGUUCACAGAGAUUUAACGCCAGAAAAUAUCCUGUUGCCCAAGUCGAAGACCAUUUCGCUCUUCAAGCUGAUUGAUUUUGCUCGCGCAACCACUUGCCAACGCAACCAGCGUCUGACUGACAAGGCACCCACCACUCCAGCGUGUUGCUCGCCAGAGGUGCUGUCCCACAACUAUGGACAGAAAGCAGAUGUUUUCGCCUGUGGUGUGAUUCUGUAUCUCGUCCUUUGCAACACAUUUCCAUUCGAUGGAGAGACGGAGGAAGAGAUCCACGAGCGGAUCCAGGAGGGUGACAUCGAUUUUGGAAUAUUCGAGGGAGUCUCACUGUCUGGCGUUGACAUGAUUGCUCGUCUCUUGACAUAUGAUGAGGAGUUUCGUCCGUCUGCAGAAGAAGCCCUGCAUCACAAGUGGUUCCAAGACAUGGAUCCUUCGAUACUACAGCAGCAAGAAGAGCAUGCAUCCGACGUGAAGGAGGCAUUGAAAAACUUGCAACGACAUCAAAGUCUACUAGUGGCACCACCAAAACUGAAGCAAGCCACAUUUGCUCUCAUAUCCGCGCAAGGUUUACUGCAACGUGAAAAAGAAGAGAUAGAUCGCGCUUUCUUAGCCAUUGACACGAAUCAAGAUGGCAAGCUUUCCAAGAAGCAAGUUCAAGAUGGCUAUGCGCAUUACUUUGGCGAAUCCCUUAGCGAGCAAGAAGUGGAUGAAAUGUUUGACCGUCUCGACGUGGAUCGAUCCGGUUUUUUGAAUUAUUCCGAAUUUGUCGUGGCCGCCAUGAAUGAACAAGACCUGCUGUCUAGUGGCGUGCUGAGACGAGCGUUUGACGCCUUUGACGUGGAUAACUCCGGCGUGAUCUCCAAGGACAAUUUGAAGCAAGUUCUGAGGGAUGCUCUGGAUAUGGGCAAGGCUUCCGAUGACCAAGUGGUUAGUCAACUGAUCCAGCAGGUUGAUAAGGAGGGUGAUGGAGUUAUUUCGUUCGACGAGUUCACACAGAUGAUGAUCCUGUCAACAGGGAGAUAG